This is a messenger RNA of Fraxinus pennsylvanica, 384 nucleotides long. The record is from the annotation of a GenBank genome assembly. Lineage: Eukaryota; Viridiplantae; Streptophyta; Magnoliopsida; Lamiales; Oleaceae.
AUGUUGAUCCUGUGGUUCGUUGAUUCGGACGAAAACCAUGAUCCAAUUGUCGUUUUUGGAGAUUCAUUCUUUGUUAACCAAAAAUUUUAUCCCAGUAGCCAGGGUGACUAUGAAGAGAAUAUGAUAAUACCGUCUCAUUCCAUUUCUGCAAAUCAUGUGGAUCCAUGGGACCAUAACUGGGGCAAUACAUUUCCUAAUGCAGCUGCAAUUGGAUGGACAGGAUUUUGUAAUAAUGAAUGGAACAUCAUCGCUGGAAGUGGUCACGCUGGGUAUGCAUCAUGGAUAGGUGGUUGGAAUUACUCGCAUAACCCUCACAAUUUUGGAGUCGAACCUGCAAAUGUAACUGAAGGGAGAACCAAUGGAGUGCAAGGAUAUGGUACCUGA